This is a messenger RNA of Eurytemora carolleeae, 1155 nucleotides long. RefSeq names its product ATP synthase subunit a-like. Bases 1 to 1155 code for a protein of 384 amino acids. NCBI's taxonomy places the organism in Eukaryota, Metazoa, Arthropoda, Copepoda, Calanoida, Temoridae. The transcript has a single exon. The record is from RefSeq and is a predicted model, not a curated record.
AUGCUCUCUUCUAUGCUCUCUUCUAUGCUUUCUUCUAUGCUCUCUUCUAUGCUCUCUUCUAUGCUAUCUUCUAUGCUCUCUUCUAUGCUCUCUUCUAUGCUCUCUUCUAUGCUAUUCUUCUAUGCUCUCUUCUAUGCUCUCUUCUAUGCUUUCUUCUAUGCUCUCUUCUAUGCUCUCUUCUAUGCUAUCUUCUAUGCUAUUUUCUAUGCUCUCUUCUAUGCUCUCUUCUAUGCUAUCUUCUAUGCUAUCUUCUAUGCUCUCUUCUAUGCUAUCUUCUAUGCUAUCUUCAAUGCUCUCUUUUAUUCUAUUUUCUAUUAUUUUUUCUAUGCUCUCUUCUAUGCUCUCUUUAAUGCUAUCUUCUAUGCUCUCUUCUGUGCUCUCUUCUAUGCUCUCUUUCAUUCUAUUUUCUAUUAUCUCUUCUAUGCUCUCUUCUAUGCUCUCUUCUAUGCUAUCUUCUAUGCUCUAUUCUAUGCUCUCUUCUAUGCUAUCUUCUAUGCUAUAUUCAAUGCUCUCUUUUAUUCUAUUUUCUAUUAUCUUUUCUAUGCUCUCUUCUAUGGUCUCUUCUAUGCUAAUUUCUAUUAUCUUUUCUAUGCUUUCUUCUAUGAUCUCUUCUAUGCUCUCAAUUUUAUUCUCUCUUCUAUGCUCUCUUCUAUGCUCUAUUCUAUGCAUUUCUUCUUUGCUCUCUUCUAUGUUAUCUUCUAUACUCUCUUCUAUGCUUUCUUCUAUGCUCUCUUCUAUGCUAUCUUCUAUGCUCUCUUCUAUGCUCUCUUCUAUGGUCUCUUCUAUGCUAAUUUCUAUUAUCUUUUCUAUGCUCUCUUCUAUGCUCUUUUCUAUGCACUCUUCUAUGAUGCUCUCUUCUAUGCUCUCUUCUAUGCUCUCUUCUAUGCCCCUUUUCUAUACUCUCUUCUAUGCUUUCUUCCAUGCUAUCUUCUAUACUCUCUUUUAUGCUCUCUUCAAUGCUCUGUUCUAUGCUCUGUUCUAUGCUCUGAUAUGUCAAAAAGUCAAACCCUUCUCAGCCAGGCCAGUCUAAUAAUAUUGAACUUUUCAAAAAUCUUUCGAUUUCCUAUAAUCACAGCCUUACAGGGAAAUAUCUCAUACUGGGAUUUCAGGACGGUUUGCACCCAUUGCAUUCUUGCAAUAAUUUUACAUCUUUAA